UGUUUUUUUCUUGUUAAAGUAAAUUUAUUCAACUAGUUUAUUUGCAUCAUGGGGGACGACGGACACUCUCUCCAUGCUUUGGAAAACAUUAUGACAGAAUUUUUUCAUACAUCAACAUCAAAUCAUAGAAAAAGAGAGAUUGAAGAACAAUUGGAUCGAUUCGGACAGCAGAAAGGAUCGUGGAAACAUUGCCUAUAUUUUUUUAAUCGCACAUCGAAUGAAUACGUCAUGAUGUAUUGUUUGUCAGUUCUGGAAAAUCUAACUAAUAAAAUGUGGAUGGGUGUGGACGUUAAUGAGAAAACCGAAAUACGUGCCAGUUUGUAUCGCAUAUUGAUUGAAAAACAUAAAACUGUUGCUCCAUUUAUCAAGAAGAAGCUUCUGAAAGUGAUUGUUGAUAUUGGUCGACUUGAUUGGCCAAUGUUUUAUCCAGAUUUUUUCACUAAUAUAAUAUCACUAGCAUGUCCACCAAAUGAUGAAGAGACCCGGACAAUGGGUUUGAAUGCUCUUCGUAUUAUCUCAGAAGAAAUGGCAUUACCUAGAGAAGAUCUGCCACAUCAGCGAAAGAAAGAACUCAGAAGAUUUCUUCUUCAGCAAGCACCUGGAAUUCUACAUAUCAUUUCUGACACAUUAGAAAAAGAAUGGAAAAAACAUUCCCGCGUUACAGAUAAUGAUUCGAAUAUAUUUAUUUCUUCAUCUCCACAGCAAGUGAAUUCAACAGCAUCUGAUCUUAUGGGAUUGUUUGAAAUGGGUGAUUCAGACAGUCUUGGUUAUUCAUCUGAAACAUUACCACCAUUUUUGCCUGAGAAAUCACACAAAUUGGCUUUAGAAGCUUUGGAAUGCCUGUGCCAUUUAUUCAGUUGGAUACCUUUGUCAUCCAACAUUUCAUCACGAUUGUUAAAUGUGUUAUUUGCUUACACACGAUUUGGUGUUCAUUCAUCUCUGAUUACAAGCAAAAAUUUUGGUCAGCAUUCCAAUAUGCCAAAUUUACCUCUUGGCACUCUAGCAAUGACAUGUAUAAAUGAACUUAUGGCAAAAAAUUGUAUCCCUAACAAUUUUGAAGACUAUUUACUUAGGGUGUUCAAGUUUAUUUUCCAUUUUCUCAAACAUGUGACCAAAAAUGAGAAUCCGAGAGCAGAUUUGGAAUUAUUGGAUGAGGAUUAUUUGGAGAAGUUUACAGAAUUUUUGAGACUGUUCGUCAGUGUACAUUUUAUUCGUAUUGAAAGUAACUCAAACUUUCCUUUAUUGGAAUUUUUGGAACUCUUGUUUAAAUUCACUUUCAACCAACCAAUGUUUGAUGGUUACUACAAUUGUUUGGAUAUCUGGGAACUAUUCCUAGAUUUCCUCAGUAAUAAGUUAGAAGGAAAGGCGGAAGAUGCUCGUAUGAUGGUUCUUGCCCCCUAUAAAGAAGGUUUACAUUUGCUUGUGAAAUUAAUUAUGACUCAAUUACAGUAUCAGUUCAAUCAGAACAGACUUGAAGAAUUGGAUAAUGAAACACUUGAUGAUUCAGGCCACACAGAAUGGCAACAAUUUGUGAUCGAAAACUUGGAAAUUGUAGCCAAGAUAUGCAAUUUUUUUCCAUCUGAUACAUUAUCAUUAUUAUAUCCAAUAUUAGAAGAGAAUGCAGCCAUUUACCUUGAGUUAGGUAGGCAUGUUCUACCAGUUAAUCAAAAUUUAUAUGUUAAAACCAGCGAUUUUAUGAACAGUCCGGCUCACAAUCCAAACCGCCAAUUCAGUAUUCCUGGCUCUAAUGAUUCGCUAAAUCGUAUUCAUUGUGCAUUGAAAGACCUUUCUACAGUUUUACAAGCAUUAGGUCGCUUAUCGGAAUAUUUCAUUGGAGAACAUUUUCUGCAAAGGACAGAAGCCAUGUCACUUAUUGAUAAAUUUUUGACUAUUUCUGUUUUCGGGAGCAGAAUAAAGUUGUAUGAAAUGCAAGCAAGAAUACCAACUGUUUUGUACUCUGAUGUUAUAGAGGUGCAUGUCCAAUCUCUUGCAACCCUUCAACCUUUCACUCAUUGGCUAUUUCAGCUGUAUACAGAUUCUCAACAAGCUGGCCACUCUCAAGCUAAAUUAGAAGAUAUCAUGCAGGGAUAUUUAAAUGCUCUUAUUCCAAUGCUCAGUCCGGAAGUCCCUGACAAGUUGGUACUUCCUGCUAGCCACACCUUGUUAUCUGCCAUAAACACCAUUCGUGCAGCAUUCCUCCUGAAGUCGCCCAUCAUUGACAAGUUAUAUAGUGACGUUGCUGGGGGUUCAUGCGGUAAACUGUCAAUAGAAUCACAAAAAUUGGUGUAUCGGUCUCUAUCUAAUUUGCUUCUUCUACCCUGGCCAAAUACACCAGAUUUGGAGCAAUGUUGGGAUGCAAGACAGCAAAAUCAUUCUGCAUUCAUCAAUGCUUUGCUAAAAGAAUUUCUGUCAUUGAGUGGUAGAAUUCAAAUGGUUAUACAAAAUAAAGUUGAAGCAAAACAAAUUAUUAUUAAAUCACUCCAUAUUCUUGAAGAUCUUGUGAAUGCUGUGGGAGAAGAAAUUGUCAAAACGAGACAGAUAUGCCAUGUAUCCCUGCAAUCUUCUAUAGAACUGUGUCUUGAGUUAUUCCCUAUUUAUAUUGAUCACCCUGAAGUUACAGAAUGUCUAAUGGGAUUUUUUCUCGCUGCUUUUCGGGGACUUCGGUCCCAAAUGGGUCAUGAAAAAACUGUGCGAAUGAUACAAACUUUUAUGAAGGUUUUUACACCAGAUGUCCUGGAGAAAACAAUUAUGCAUGAAAAUUCUGCAGGAGUGAGAGCAGUCGAACAUUUUAUUAAAAUUUUAGAGCUUGUUAUUGAUGAGUCGACAACAACAUUCAAAUCUCUGACCCAAAGCAUCAUAACUUUGGCAAUUGAUCAGAUAUACCCUGUGGUUGCACAACGUCCAUCACCUGAUGUGAAAGAAGCACUUUUCAGUCUACUAUUUCACAUUCUGUCACGCAAAAAUCGACACUUUUUUCCAGCACCUGUGCUCGCUUCCUAUCUUACAGGUGAUAAGGUUGGUGUGCUUAAUCAUAAGAAAGACUUUCUUGCUAUUAUGCAAGCAUUUGGACAGUCAUUUCUGCAGCCUGAUAUCAGUAUAUUUCGUCACAAUUUAAAUGCCCUUGAUAAUCUGAAUUUAAAACAAAAAUUGUAUGAAAAAAUUUAUAAACUUCUGGCAGAUGAGAAUAUAUUGUUUCAGUUUAUCACUGUGUUAAUUCAAGCAUUGGUUCAAAAAUCACACGAUUUAUUGAAGGAAGAAAUUUAUUCGACAACUUGGAAUAUGGCGGAGGUUGAUUUCGACAUUUUUUACAAUAAAUUUUUGCCCCAAUUUUUAAGAAACUUGGAUGGUAUUACACCAGGACAAAAAGACACACUUUAUAAAAGUUUCAAUAAGGAAUCUGAUCAGCCAUCAUUUGUGUUAUGCUUACAAAAUUUUGUCAAUGAUCUGAGAUAUUUCUAUUUAUGCAAUGCUAGUUUGCCAGAAGGUACUGUUAAUUUUAACUAAUAGAGAUUAGUUACGACCCAAGUCUUCCAAGAUAUAAUAUUUUUUAAACGUGCAUAAUAUAAUCAGGGAGGAUGAAUGAUAAAAUUGCUUUGUGUCAACAAAACAUAUUUAGUCCAAUAUUUUAAUGAGUAACUUGUUAUUGACUUGACCUUAUCUCUAAGCUGUAAUUGUUGACUACAUGAGGACCUAGAACUAUAGCGACAUCUCAGACAUAUCAACCAAUAUUUUUCACAUGAUAAAUGUUUUAACGUUUAUCAUCAAUCCUCGUAUGAAACUACAGAUGAGUGUGGCGCUUUUGUCUCAAAGUUCAUUUCAAACUUGAAACAAUAAGUCUAUGCAGAUUGCGUAAUUUUUUUUUUGAGGUAAUGCCGGAGUUUCGAAGAAGAGUUAAAUUUACAUAUUCUUAACCUGAGAAGUACAGUACUCAAAUUGUGUAUUUUUUGUGUUUUACUAAAAUCACUACUUGAAGAUGCUUAAUUGUGUAAUUGAGUAGGACUAAACUGAAAUCUGUGUUGAUUGACUCAAUGUUAGCACCUUUUUUUUCACUACUUUGAAGUAAAAUAUAAAGUACAAACAAUAUGAUUUUUCUCAGUAUAUUAAUUUAUAUCUCCCGUUCCAUGUUUUUUAUUUUCUUUGUAUACGUUCCUUAGUCGUUAUAUUUUUUUCUAAUGUAUUGAGCAUUCAUUGUAUUUUCCAAUUAUUUUAUCAUAAUUCAGGCAUCACAACUCUGUUAUAAAUUUGAAUAAUUUGUUCAUAAGUAGGUCAUUUAUUGCUUCAUGUUAUGACGCGCGGCAGCCCUGUAUACCUAGAUGAUUAAACCAAUGAGUUAGUCAUCUUGAAUGCAUCAAAAUUCUUCUUUUGAAAUGCAAUGUAAUUUUUAUUGCUUUAUCGCCAUCUAUUUUGAUUUGGCCACUAUGAUUCAUCUGAUAGAGUUUAAUUUGUGUGUGUGUAGGUAGUACAGGGUAACAAUAACCUGUCAUUUGGCGCAGAGUGUAGAUUGGCAAGCUUGUCAUAAAAUAAUUUUCAAUUUAAUAAAUAGUAUCACAAGACUUCUACUCUUUUAUAUAUCUUAUGUAAUCAAUUCCACAUAUUUCCUGAACUAGGAAGUUUUGAUGUUGAUUCGUUGAAUUAAAAAAUUUUUGGAGGAAAAAUGAGGAAGGUGAUGAUGCAAAAUUUAACAAAUCAUUUCCCACUAUUUGCUCAUUGUUAAAUAUCUUGUGUAAUCUAGCAAUUGUCUAGUGUUUGAUCUAAUGAAAGGAUAGCAUUAAAUGAAACAUGAUGAUUCUAAUUUGCUACUAUAUCAUCUGUAUGCAGUUAUUUCAUGAUUCAUUCUACUUGAAUAGCAAAUCCUGGACUUGGAAGUCAAAUAUAUAUGAUUCCUAAGAUUCAGAUUUUUAUAUUACAUUUACUAUAUACAGGUAAUAACAGUUUUAUUUUGACCAUUAUAACUAAUUAAUAACUAAUCGUUUUUUCUUGUGCAUGUGCCAUUUGUUAAUUUUUUAUGUAAUAAUUCCAUGUACAUUUUUAAUGUAUAUUAUUUCAUGUAUAUCUGAACUAUGAUAUAUUCAUCCGCAUUCAAUAUCUCGCUUUCAAACGU
Styela clava is the source of this 5101-nucleotide messenger RNA. The record is from RefSeq and is a predicted model, not a curated record. NCBI's taxonomy places the organism in Eukaryota, Metazoa, Chordata, Ascidiacea, Stolidobranchia, Styelidae.